AUGUACAUAGUUGUAAGCAAUCCAACUUUAAGAAAAGUCUCAUUCUAUACCAAUUUGCACAUCAUCACCGUACAUCGAGGCGGGACACAUUUUGAAGGGCCCCACUGGUCGAAGGAGGAAAAUGCACUCUACUGGGUCGACAUAAUGCAACAGAAAGUACACCGAUUGGACUCCGAGACAGGCAACGUCACUACUAGAGAAAUAGGCUACGGUCCGGUGUCUCUAGUUGUCUCGAUAAAGGACAAGCCGGGGUACAUUGCCGUCACCGUCCGAGCAGAAAUUUACAUCAUGCCCUGGGACGAGUUCGUAAAUGAUAGCUCUUUGAGGCUUCUUAGCAUCGUCGACUUGGGCUUGCCAGACAACAGAUGCAAUGAUGGAAAGGUCGACGCAAGGGGUCGACUGUGGUUCGGUACAAUGGGCAAAGAAGUAGGAUCUGUGAUAGUCAAAGACCAGGGUACAUUGUAUGUCAUGGAUGAGCACAACUACCUUGAACCAGCAGUGCGAGUAAGACCAGUUUCAGUAUCCAACGGAAUCGCAUGGACGAGUGACAACAAAUUCAUGUUCUACAUUGACACACCGACUAGGAACAUAGAUGUCUUUGAUUUUAAUUUAGAUGAAGGGACUAUAUGCAACAGAAGAACACUUUUUAGUUUCCAAACAAACAAUGUCACUGGUAUGCCUGAUGGAAUGACUAUAGAUCGAGAUGGAAACUUGUGGGUUGCAUGCUAUGAUGGUGGAAAGGUCAUCAAAAUAGACUCUAGAGCAGGUAAAUUGUUAGAGCAGCACAAAUUGCCCGCAAACAAAGUAACUUCAGUAGCUUGGGGCGGCCAUGAUUUGGAAACUUUGUAUGUUACUACAAGUAAUGUUGGUCUAAACCCUGUCGAGCAUGCUCAGCAACCAGACGCAGGAUCUUUAUUUGCAAUAGAAGGCACAGGCUCUAGAGGACUACCAGAAAAUCAAUUUAUAUUUGCUAAUGCUGAUAAAUAC
Messenger RNA from Iphiclides podalirius (scarce swallowtail), 987 nucleotides. Lineage: Eukaryota; Metazoa; Arthropoda; Insecta; Lepidoptera; Papilionidae. The record is from the annotation of a GenBank genome assembly.